UAGUUAUUUAUGUCUAUGAUUUGCACGUGUUGGCGCCGGUGCGUCAGUGCGCAUGCGCUUUGUUUCCGGAUUGUGUGUCAUGGCGGCGUAUGUGGACAUACUGAAGAGCGAGUUUCCGCAGAUCGACUGCGAAGUCUUCGAUUAUAUCACCGGUGUGUUAGACUGUGGCGGCUCUGAUUUUGAGGAUGCCGAGGAAGUAUUUGAUGCCAUCGGUGGCGUUCUUCAAGAGGUCGGUGAUAAAAAUGAAGAUGACAUACGGGAGAUAUGCUUCCAGAUGUUCAGCACACUUCAUCUGACGAAAUGUAACUCUGGUCGGCAGCAGGUGUUGUUGGAGGCUCCAGUACAGCUAUCCCAGGUGUCUGCAGAUGCAGCCGCACCUGCUGAGGACGUUCAUGGUAUAUGGAUGAUAAAGAGGAACCAAAAUUCAACUGUGGAUGCCAAGAAACUGGAGAAAGCAGAAGCCAAACUAAAGGCCAAACAUGAGCGCAGAAAUGAGAAAGACUCACAGAAAACCUCCUCUCCGCUAGUUUUGGAGGAGGCAUCGGCCAGUCAGGCCAGUAGUAAGAAGGAAACUCGCGCCGACUCCUCUGGGAAGAAUCGUAGUUAUGACAUUCGCAUUGAGAACUUUGACGUGUCUUUUGGGGAGAGGUGUUUGCUGCAGGGUGCUGAGCUGUCAUUGGCCAGCGGCAGGCGCUACGGUCUGGUGGGCCGUAACGGGCUCGGUAAGACCACUCUGUUGAAGAUGUUGGCUAGCCGGAGUCUGCACGUCCCCUCGCAUAUUUCUAUUCUGCAUGUGGAGCAGGAAGUGGCUGGCGACGAAACCACUGCUCUACAGAGCGUUCUAGAGAGUGACAUAGUCCGAGAGAAGUUGCUCAAGGAAGAGCGCUUGCUCAAUGCGAACAUCGCCAAUGGAACCGCUGAUGGUUUAGAAAGUGUUCGUCUCUCUGAGAUUUAUGCCCGACUUGAAGAAAUAGAAGCAGAUAAAGCACCAGCCAGGGCAUCAGUCAUUCUAGCUGGUUUAGGCUUUUCACCCAAAAUGCAACAGCAAACAACCAAGGAGUUUUCUGGAGGAUGGAGGAUGAGGGUAGCGCUAGCACAAGCUCUCUUUGCACGGCCUGAUCUAUUGCUACUUGAUGAGCCCACAAACAUGCUGGAUGUCCGAGCCAUUUUGUGGCUGGAAAACUAUUUACAGACGUGGGUCUCCACCAUCCUUGUGGUGUCUCAUGAUCGUAACUUCCUGAAUGCCGUAGUGACAGACAUCACACACCUGCACUCCCAGCGGUUGGAGAGUUACCGUGGCGAUUAUGAAAACUUCAUCAAAACAAAGGAGGACCGGCUGAAGAACCAGCAAAGAGAAUAUGAGGCGCAGUUACAGUACAGAGAACACAUACAGGUUUUCAUCGAUCGCUUCCGGUAUAACGCCAACAGAGCCACUCAGGUGCAGAGUAAACUCAAGCUGUUGGAGAAACUCCCUGAACUGAAGCCCAUUGAGAAGGAGACUGAAGUCAUAUUGCGGUUUCCGGAUAACUUUGAGAAGCUAUCUCCGCCAAUCUUGCAGCUGGAUGAGGUGGAGUUCGGCUACACGGCCGACAUGAGGCUCUUCACGCAGCUCAACGUGUCAGCUGAUCUAGAGUCUCGCAUCUGCAUCGUUGGUGAGAACGGAGCUGGUAAAUCCACCAUACUGAAGCUGCUAAUGGGAGAACUGACGCCCAUCAACGGUAGCAGAUACGCCCACAGAAACUUAAAGAUCGGUUACUUCAGUCAACAUCACGUAGAUCAGCUGGACCUCAACGUCUGUUCCAUUGAGCUGCUACUAAAGAGAUUUCCUGGUCAUAUAGAGGAAGAGUACCGUCACCAGCUGGGCCGAUAUGGCAUCACAGGAGAGCUGGCCACCCGGCCGGUGGCGAGUCUUUCAGGAGGACAGAAAAGCCGUGUGGCCUUUGCACAGAUGACCAUGCCGUGCCCCAACUUCUACAUUCUGGAUGAACCGACAAAUCAUCUGGACAUGGAGUCGAUUGAGGCCCUUUCAAAAGCCCUCAACACGUUCAAAGGCGGUGUGGUUCUGGUGUCCCAUGAUGAGCGACUGAUCAGGCUGGUCUGCAAAGAGCUUUGGGUAUGUGAGGCGGGACGAGUCAAUCGUGUGGAUGGAGGCUUCGAUGAGUACAAGGACAUCUUGCAGGAACAGUUUCGACGAGAGGGAUACUUGUGAUUGAUGCCUGUCAUUUCAUUACAAACACCAAAACUGCCAUCUUACCAGAGAGCGUCUGCAGUCGCAAGGGCCAGUAGGCUGUUUGGAUGUUCUUACUCCAGGCCAUUUCACUUCAAAGUUCCCAAUUCACGUACCUCGCAUACUCUUGCGCAAGCCAACAAAUUGAAGAUCACAUAAAGGAAAGUGGAUAUAUGUACAAACUAAUGUUGUACUUGGCACCACUUUGAAUAGAUCACUCAAAAUGCUAAAAUAAAUUAACUCUCCAACCAU
This is a messenger RNA of Triplophysa dalaica, 2479 nucleotides long. It is a transcript of the gene abcf3, whose product is annotated as ATP-binding cassette, sub-family F (GCN20), member 3. Gene Ontology annotation, molecular function: ATP hydrolysis activity; ATP binding. Bases 53 to 2209 code for a protein of 718 amino acids. The transcript is spliced from 21 exons. Lineage: Eukaryota; Metazoa; Chordata; Actinopteri; Cypriniformes; Nemacheilidae. The record is from RefSeq and is a predicted model, not a curated record.